AUGGCGCCUCAGUUCCUGUCUGGCGAUAAUGCCGCCAUUGAGGAGUUCUUGUCCAGAUUCGACGUCUUCUUGUUCGACUGCGAUGGCGUCCUCUGGUCUGGCGAUCACCUUUUCGAGAGAGUACCUGAGACCAUUCAGAUGCUCAGAAGCAAAGGAAAACAGCUCGUUUUUGUCACCAACAACAGCACAAAGUCGCGCGCGGAUUACAAGAAGAAGUUCGACAAGCUGGGUAUACCCGCUGAAGUGAACGAAGUCUUCGGAUCCUCGUACAGUGCGGCCGUCUACAUCAACCGCAUACUCAAGCUUCCCGCCCCGAAGAACAAGGUGUUCGUCCUCGGAGAGUCUGGCGUUGAGCAGGAGCUCGAAGCGGAGGGUGUUCCAUACAUCGGUGGCACCGACCCAGCCUUCCGUCGUGACAUCGAGCCUGAGGACUUCACAAACAUCGCAAAUGGCACCAUGCUUGACCCAGACGUUGGCAUUGUGCUGAGCGGUCUCGACUUCCACUCAAACUAUCUCAAGACGGCGAUCGCUUUCCAGUACUUGCAACGGGGUGCAAAGUACUUGGCCACAAACAUUGACAGCACGCUACCCAUGUCGCAUACACUCUUCCCUGGAGCCGGAUCAUCUGGUGCUAGCUUGGCGAAGGCAAUUGGAAGGGAGCCGCUCUCUCUGGGUAAGCCAAGUCAAGCCAUGAUGGAUGCCGUCGAGGGCAAAUUCCAGUUUGAUCGCAGCAGGACAUGCAUGAUUGGUGACAGACUGAACACAGACAUUCAGUUCGGCAUCGACGGUAAGCUAGGUGGGACACUUGCUGUCCUUACUGGUGUAAGUAAGAAGGAAGACUUCCUCGCCGAAGGUGCGACUACAGUGCCUACAGCCUACGUCAAUGCUCUUAGUGAUUUGAUGGGUUAA
This is a messenger RNA of Ascochyta rabiei, 909 nucleotides long. RefSeq names its product 4-nitrophenylphosphatase. Gene Ontology annotation, molecular function: phosphoglycolate phosphatase activity; alkaline phosphatase activity. The coding region runs from base 1 to 909 and encodes 302 amino acids. Lineage: Eukaryota; Fungi; Ascomycota; Dothideomycetes; Pleosporales; Didymellaceae. The transcript is spliced from 5 exons. The record is from RefSeq and is a predicted model, not a curated record.